Temnothorax curvispinosus is the source of this 1217-nucleotide messenger RNA. RefSeq lists its product as uncharacterized. The transcript has 6 exons. Lineage: Eukaryota; Metazoa; Arthropoda; Insecta; Hymenoptera; Formicidae. The coding region runs from base 234 to 1217 and encodes 327 amino acids. The record is from RefSeq and is a predicted model, not a curated record.
CUCCGAAUUAUUGGACUUUAAAUACUACAAGCCCAACGUGGAGGGAAUCAAAGACAAAGCAGAGGAUAUACUGAAGGAACAGAAGAAGGAAAAUCCUGGUGGAAUUCCCUACAUCAUAUCGGCAGCUAAGACCUAUCCUGGAAAGUUCCUACUUUCGUAUAUAUCUGCCGCGUACUCGCUGUCGCCACGAGUUUGUUACAGUGACAUCCGAGGGCUUCAGAUUUUGAGCGCAGAUGUUCGGUAGGGUGAGCGAUCUACUACGCUGGUUCAAGGAACACUUUAGGGAUCCCGUCCCUGGACAAUCCACUCCGAGUACACCACGCGGCGCGAUGACUUCUAGGACACCUUACACUACUACGCCAGGAACAGUUAGCGGAAUGAAUCAAGAAGCAAUACAGCGAGUUGCACAAAACCUCCCACAUCACAUGUUGCACUCGCUAUCGCAAGUGGCAAAUCAGACGCCGCAUCACUAUCCGCCACACACACCCGGAGCGGCUAGCGCUACCGGCUACGGCGGAGUACACACGUAUCCCAACACGCCGUAUACGCCGUCUGGCCAAACUCCGUUUAUGACCCCGUACCAGACGCCUCAUCACACUCCGCAUCAUGGCCAGCCUACUCCCAGAUACGGCCAACAAACCCCUAGCCAUCAUCAAGGGCCCUUCGUGCACCCGCCGCCGCCCUCGAUGACACCCAGCCAUCACAGGUCUGCUCAAUCGCACAGACCUACACCACCUCUGUCCACUCCUUCCGGCGACCCGACGGAUUGGAAGAAGGCCGCCGAGGAUUGGGCAGCACGUAUAAAAAGCGGUUCGCGAGUCUCCGGAUCGACGCCCAGGUACGAGGAGUCUAGAAGAACUCCACGUAACUAUGACGAGCCGGUCGGCAGAACAACGCCCUCCGGAAGGAGCAGACCUUCGUCUACGCGUACUCCGUCGUACAGAUCUCUGCAAGGCACCCCACAUACAAAUUCUAGUCCACGAAGUUCCUGCCAACGUUGGAUCAUCACCGCUACUACUCAAGGAUCUCCGCUUCACUGCUCCGAGGGACUUAGCCGCUCAAGGAACUCCGUUUCAUUGACGCCGAGGGACUUCGUGGGAUCACCGCCGAUGGACCAGGAAGUUGUUCACAGAUCUUCGUUGUUCACAAAAUGGCUGACACGCAUGUCGCUGGGUACAAGUACCGUACGCUUCGCCUCCACUCUUCACAAUCGGUGA